AUGAAGACACCAAUUAAUUAAGACCUAUUAGACCAAUAUAUUGGGAUGGGGUUUUCCAAAGAAUUGAUCACCAUGGCAUGGGAAGAGAGCAACACAGAAGCUGAUGUCAUCAAUACGCUACUCACUUUGUCUGACAAAAACAAUGCACUUGCCAAUACACCAACAAAACAAGACGAAGAGAUCCUACUAAAUUAAGCAUUAAUAGACUCUUACAAAACUAAUCCUUAAGCGACUACAUCCACCUUUGAAAUGGUAUCACCCGAAUAACGAAAGAGAACAAAUGGGGUUCCUUGUGGUCUUAAGAAUGUUGGCAAUACUUGUUACUUUAAUGGAUUACUCUAAACAUACUUCUUCAAUAGUGAUUUUGUUAAAAUCAUUAUCAAAUUUCAACCACCUGCUCAAAUUGAAUAAGGUAAGUAGGGCAAAUCCAUUCAAUUGGUGCAAAAUCUUCAACAACUAUUCUUAAGUAUGAUAGGAAGUGAUAAAAAAUACGUGGAUCCAUCAGAUGUAAUCAAGAGCAUCUGUGAUGACUUUGGAAAUGUUCUUCCUAUAGGUGAUCAGAAGGAUGUUGGAGAAUUCAAUACCUACUUCCUAAGCAGGAUUGGGGAGGGCCUAGCUUAUAAUGAACAUUAACCUAGCAAAAUAGAAGAGCAACCUCAUGAAGGUCCUCCUUCUAUUUUGAGAAUGAAAUCAUCCACUAUUCAUGAUGAGGAUGUUGUCUCCAAAUUAUUCUUUUGUAAAGUGCAUCAUUACUUGUAAUUUGAUCAAGCUGGUGUCCCUCAAAAUAGAGACAACACUGAGCUUUAUAACUUCAUUCCUAUCGAUUUACAAGAUGGAAAUCUUUAUGAUGGUUUCGAUAAUUUCGUUGUUAAUUCUAUUGAAGAUUUCAAAAAUGAUUUAAGUGAAACUGUUUGUGCAACUAAGUACAAUUGGGUUCAAGGUGCUCCAUAGACAUUGUCGUUCUAAAUUAAAAGAGUUGCUUAUAAUAAAGAGAAAAAUGAUCUUGUAAAACAAAAUGAUGAAUUCUAUUUCGAAGAGGAAAUCUAUUUGGAUCGCUUCCUUUAUGAAAACAGCAAACGAUACCUGGACAUUCGAAAUUAAAAUAGAGAAUUGAAGGCUAAAUAAAAAGUAAUUAAAUAAGAAUUAUUAUAACUCUCAAAAUUUGAUGAUAAAUAUGAUCUACAAGAUGUUUUAUAAACUGCAGUCAAAUUUUUAACAAUACAAUCAAAAGAAAAUCCUCAAAACCCAGCCAAUUUUGGACCCUCUGAUCAAAAAAACACUAUUGAACAACUCCAAAAAUAUUCAUAGCAAGUCUAAAAAAAAAAGGAACACUUACAAAAACAAUAUAAUGACCUUGAAGAUAAGAUCUAGGCUUCUUACAAUAAUUUUAAGGGAAACAAAUAUCAAUUAUAAUCCGUUUUGAUUCAUGAGGGAAUGGCAAAUUCUGGACAUUAUUACACUUACAUAAAAGAUUUCAGAUUAAAUAAGUGGUUCAAAUUCAACGAUAUUCGUGUUACAGAAGAAACUAGAGAGAAAGUGUUCCAAGAUGCCAUUGGUGUCAAACCAGGUAUCAAUGCCUACUUACUUAUCUACGUGAAAGAUGAACUUGUAUAAGAAGAAAUGAAAUUUCCAAAAAGGUUAUAUUCAACAAGCACAGAGAAGGAUUAUUUAUAAGACAGUUAUGGAGGUUUCCUUAGUCAAAGUCAAAAUGAAAGCAUUAAAAGAGAAAAUCAAUUGUUCUAGAAUGAAAUUGAAGAUUACAAAUAGGCUAGGAUAAUUGAAAGAAUUACUGAAGCUUAUCAAACUCGGUUUGAAUUUGUGAAUGAACACUAUCGUACAUUGGUUAAUAAGACUUAAAACAUCAAGUUUAAGCCUAUUUUUAUUUAAAAUUUCCCCAUUUACGUUAAAAGCAAAGCAUCAUAGAUAUCAAAUCAAAAUACUUAGCAUGAUAAUUUAAUAAAAUGGAUUAUCUUGGAUUCUGCAUUACGUGAAGUUUAAGAAAACAAAUAAGGAAUCUUUGGGGGAUAAAUCGGCGAAAAUUUUUAAAAUAAGUUGAUAAAUAAAUUUUCAGCCCAAUUCAAUGAAUUUAAAAGGCCAUCAGCUAAAUUGACAUAAUCUGAAUAAAAUGAUUUGAAUAAAUUUGAAUAGGAAUAUUUGAAUUAUGUAAACUUAGGAUCAUGGGCUACAAUCAUAUUAGAACUAUUGGAGAAAAAGGAUUUUAUUCAAGUUUUAUAAGUUCUAUAAUGUUUGACUAAGAAAGUGAAAACUUUAGAGUAAUAGAGUUACUUUUUUAAAUUUACUAAGAAUCUAAAGAUUUUAGUGCCUAUCAUUAUAAUAGGUAAGAUGAUACCAAAAGAAUCUUAAGUUAAUCUAAAAGAAUUAUAGUUAUUGUAGGCAUAUUUAGUGCAUAAUCACUUCUAAUAUGAUGAUCCAAAGUUAUGGAAAACUGAGAUAUCAAUUAUGUUAAAUGCUAUAAUAGAAAAUCAUAAUUAAUAGGCUGUAAAAGAAAUUAUUGAUAAUUUUGAAGCUGAAAAUAAGAUAAAGGAAAACAUGGACUUGUUAGAAUUUUUGUCUGAGGAAGUUUAAAAUUAUUAAUUAGUGAUAAGUUCUUCUUAUGAGAUCUAUUUCUGGAGCACAUAUUAAAAGCAAGAUCAAAUAUAUGAUAAGUUGCUUGAAGGAAUGAAUAAGUUGAAAUAAUUAUUUGAUGUAAGAUAUCACAAUAAAUCAUAUUAGCCGUUUAUAAAAAUUCAAUAGGCCUUAAAGGAUCCCCAGCCUCUUAUGAAGGAAGACUUAGAGAAAAUUAUAAAAUGA
This is a messenger RNA of Paramecium tetraurelia, 2811 nucleotides long. RefSeq lists its product as uncharacterized. NCBI's taxonomy places the organism in Eukaryota, Ciliophora, Oligohymenophorea, Peniculida, Parameciidae. Gene Ontology annotation, biological process: protein deubiquitination; regulation of protein stability. The record is from RefSeq and is a predicted model, not a curated record. The transcript has 6 exons. Gene Ontology annotation, molecular function: cysteine-type endopeptidase activity; cysteine-type deubiquitinase activity. Gene Ontology annotation, cellular component: nucleus; cytosol.